Gracilinanus agilis (Agile Gracile Mouse Opossum) is the source of this 1519-nucleotide messenger RNA. RefSeq names its product enoyl-CoA hydratase, short chain 1 (gene ECHS1). Gene Ontology annotation, molecular function: enoyl-CoA hydratase activity. The record is from RefSeq and is a predicted model, not a curated record. Gene Ontology annotation, cellular component: mitochondrion. The transcript is spliced from 8 exons. Gene Ontology annotation, biological process: fatty acid beta-oxidation. The coding region runs from base 84 to 956 and encodes 290 amino acids. Lineage: Eukaryota; Metazoa; Chordata; Mammalia; Didelphimorphia; Didelphidae.
AAGGUUAAGGCUUAACUGGCCAGAGAGACCCUACCUGCUCCCUGACUAGUGACUGUGACUGUAUUCCUGGGAGUUUGCAAACCAUGGCCUCUCUGUCCACGCUGCUGUUCCGUGGGCCCGCCCUGCUCCGCAGCUGCCCCCGGCUGUCCGGGGCCCGCACCUACGCUGCGGGUGGUAACUUUGAAUACAUCCUUACUGAAAAGAAAGGGAAGAAUAAUAAUGUGGGGCUGAUCCAGCUGAAUCGGCCAAAGGCCCUGAAUGCACUUUGCCAGGGCCUGAUUGGGGAGAUCAACCAGGCCCUGGAGACAUUUCAAGAGGAUCCAUCUAUAGGAGCCAUCGUCCUGACAGGUUCAGAAAAGGCAUUUGCAGCUGGAGCAGAUAUCAAGGAGAUGCAGGAUAAAACUUUCCAGGCUUGUUACUCAGGGACGUUAUUAAAGAACUGGGACCGGAUCACCCAGCUCAAGAAGCCAAUAAUAGCUGCUGUCAAUGGCUACGCACUUGGGGGAGGCUGUGAGCUUGCUAUGAUGUGCGACAUCAUCUAUGCUGGAGAGAAAGCUCAAUUUGGACAGCCAGAGAUCCUAAUAGGGACCAUCCCAGGUGCGGGGGGAACUCAGAGACUUACCCGAGUGGUUGGAAAGUCCUUGGCAAUGGAGAUGGUUCUUACAGGUGACCGAAUCUCAGCUCAAGAAGCCAAGCAAGCAGGCCUCGUCAGCAAAAUUUUCCCUGUGGACAAGCUGGUUGAAGAAGCCAUCCUGUGUGCUGAAAAAAUUGCCAAAAAUUCAAAAAUUGUGACAGAAAUGGCCAAAGAAUCCGUGAAUGCAGCUUAUGAGACGACAUUAGCAGAAGGAAUUAAAACAGAGAAGAAACUCUUCUAUUCCACUUUUGCCACUGAGGAUCGGAAAGAGGGAAUGACUGCAUUUGUGGAGAAGAGGAAGCCCAACUUCAAGGACAAAUAACUGUUGUCUUAUACUUGAGAAGUGCAAAGAGACUUAUAUUUUUCUUUAGAAGUGAUUUUUUUUAAUAAAAAUAAAUCAUAGCUGUUGUGCCCAGGUAAACUACAAAUGACACAAUAUGCCUCUCUUCAGAUUGAAGCAUUACUUUGGAGGACUGUGUUCAGGGCCUGCUUUGCCAGUUCAAAGAUCACGCCUUUCUCCUCUUGGGUGCACCAGAAUGCAAGGCCUUGUCUCCAGACACCAAAGCAAUUUAUUUGCCUUAAUGGAUCUGUCUCUACUGCAUCAUCAUCACUCCAGUGUUUCUUACCAGUGUGAUCUUAUCUGGUGUUAGCUCAGAAAUUCUUUAAUGGAAGGUAUUGGUGUUAUGUAUUAAAACAGCUUCGCUUGAUGUAAGGGACAAGGAGAGGAGCUUCUGGCCUCAGCGGACCUCAGUCCAGACCAGCCUGUUGUUGUCACCAUCAUCUAAAUGUAAUCAUGUCAGUAUGAGAAACAUUUCCUUCCUGCUUUGGUACUUAUUUCAAUUAUAUGGAUAAAUCAUUGAUUAAAAUAACUUUUUACUCAUUUUA